Messenger RNA from Polyodon spathula (Mississippi paddlefish), 891 nucleotides. Its product is annotated as claudin-23-like. Gene Ontology annotation, cellular component: bicellular tight junction; plasma membrane. The transcript has 2 exons. The record is from RefSeq and is a predicted model, not a curated record. NCBI's taxonomy places the organism in Eukaryota, Metazoa, Chordata, Actinopteri, Acipenseriformes, Polyodontidae. Gene Ontology annotation, molecular function: structural molecule activity. The coding region runs from base 1 to 891 and encodes 296 amino acids. Gene Ontology annotation, biological process: bicellular tight junction assembly; cell adhesion.
AUGCAAGAGACCACACCAGAGAUGACAACACCAUUCUGUACUGUGAAUGAAAAGACGCUGCUCAGAAAGAUAGUCAAACUUGUGGCAAUUCAUUUAAAAUUGAGAAGCACAGUGCGAUUGCAUACCACCUUGCGUACUCCAGCGGUCGUGAUUAUCGAGAUCAUUCCGGCCUCUUGCGGGUUGGUAUUAGAUCUCGUUUCUAUGGUGGCCCCAGACUGGAGGGAGGUGAGGAACAUUCCGAGUGCAGCACAAGAUGAGGUGCUCCAACAGGGAAUAUGGGAUAUCUGUCAAGCGUUUGAUGCUUCCCGUACACUCAGAUAUGGCCAAUCAGAUGAAGACUACUUUAAACAACAAGUCAUUACUUCAGCCAAAGGCCUGAUGAUUGCCUUGUUAAUCGUAACCAUGGUGGGGAUUGUGGUAGCGUCCCUAGGGAUCAGGUGCUGGGAAGAAACGCCGAAUCUGUUGUUGGCUGGAUUGGGAGGUAUCUUGUGUAUUAUUCUAACUGCUUGGUACGCCAGCCUCCUGAACACAAUCAAAACGUCGGGCUCGGAUAUUCGUGUGGGGUACUGCAUCGUCCUAGGAUAUAUCGGCAGCUGUUUCAUGGUCAUUGGUGGCGGGGCCUUGACUGUCUGUUUGUUCCAGCUGGGGCUCCAUAAAAAAGAGAAGCCACCCAACAGGUACUUAAACAGAUACUACAAUGACCCAACUUCAUCCAGGUCCUUCAUAAAUACCGUUGAUAAAUACCAGCAGCCUGCCCACUUCCCAUCAUCUAGAGUGCCCAGAAGAUCGACCGAACUUUGCGAUUUUACUGGGCGACCCACACAGGUUGCAUCCCAACAAACAAUUGCUACCGACUUCAGCACAAAUCAACCAUUUUAUGCAGAUGUCUAA